Molecule: messenger RNA, 1092 nt
Organism: Diaporthe citri
Lineage: Eukaryota; Fungi; Ascomycota; Sordariomycetes; Diaporthales; Diaporthaceae
Exons: 3
Coding region: 1-1092 (363 amino acids)
Source: RefSeq, a predicted model, not a curated record
AUGCAAUCAUUAGAGCAUCUCGGAAUCGAGCAUCUCCAGCCAUUACGCCGAGCGCUGAUAAAUUUCCUCUCCGCGCCAAUCACGGAAUUCACCUGUGCUCAAAUCAUUGACGGACAGCCUACCAGUGACGUCUACGCCACCGACCAUUACGUUAGAGAUGGCUUGGCCGUCUCAGACCAUGAGGAGCUAUGUCCCGGGUCUAAAGAGAAGGCGAGAGCAUUUCGCACAGACUUCAACGUGCUCGACCCAGUUUUGGGGCCCAAGAUUCUGCAAGCAUAUCAAGAAACCUUGCCAGCAUCUAUAGCAUGGAAGUUGCGGCUUCUUGAACUAGUUACCAGUGCUUGUCACGAUAUCGCCGUCCAUCUAUAUCAGAUGGAUGGCGGAGUCCAUAAACAUUGGGAGCAUGAGGAAUUUCUUGCUGAAAAGCUUGAAAGCCUUCCGGAAAAAUCUCUUGACCGGAAAGUUCUGCCUCUGCCCACGCUGUUCUGGAAUGGCAGGUAUGUGGACUCGUCCCGGUAUCCAAAUGGCCUGGCAGACGUUGUUGGAUACUGGGCAGAGACGCAGAUUUUUGGCGGCGUUAUUCUUUUUGAUCGUGGUGAGAGCGAAGAAGAGAUGAGCAAUAAUGCGUUCAUCAAGAGUUCGUGCUUUUCUGAUCUGAGGGACAGUGCAAUGGCAUAUACUUGCACAGCGGCCGUGGAGGACGCACUGGCAUCACCAUCGCACCCCCCACAAAAAGGCAAUUCGAAGACGUGCUACGAUACCUAUUGUCGCAAGGCCCAGACCACAAUCAAUCACCACAUCUUCAGAAAUCGGCACGAGGUCCCCGAAGGACCACGUCCGGGCACAAAGGACGUCAUCAACGCGUACGACUGGCCAGAAAGAAUCGAAGAGAUCAAAAUUCGAAGGGAGUUAGCAAAAAAGGAAUCCGGCGAGCCUUUUGACGAGGUCUUUUUGACUGCAGCCAUGGAGACAAACCGACAAACCACUCCAACCUCUAGGCUCUGGGAAUACCACAAAAAGGAAAUAAUGGAGCCGGAGCCCGACGUAAAGAAACAGGGACGUCCGCCAUACUUCUUCGACCCUGAGAAAUGA